AUGUCUCGUCUACCGCUUGUUUUAUCCCUAGUGUACUUUCUUGCAGUAUAUGUUCGUAGUGAAAUGUACGAACAACCGCCUCCCAAUCUGCCAUUGGAUGACCCAAGUCCUGACGUACCCGAUAACGACGAUGUUUACGAAGUGGAUGGUGGAAUCGAUAAGCGUAGCGCAAUUAAAAUGGAUAACCGACGACUAAAUCUUACGGUCGGAAAAGAAUAUAUGGUGGCUUUCGUACGCAGUACCACCGCUAAUUACGUAUCCCUGUUUUACCUUCCUGCAGUACAUGUUCGUAGAAAAUUGUACGAGAAACCGCCUCCCAACCUGCCCAAGGAUGACCUAAGUCCCGAUGUACCUGAUAAUGACGACAUUUACAAUGUGGACGGUGAAAUCGAUAAGCGUAGUACAGGUUUCGAUUAUGCUGAUGCUCUGUCGGCGUCAGUGGAGUUCUUCGAAGCCCAGCGUUCAGGGCCAGUGCCCGAAAACGGACGAGUGCAAUGGCGUAAACCAGAUGUUGCACAGUAUGACAAGGGUGUGAACGGAGAAGACCUUAGCGGGGGCAUGUAUGAUGCUGGUGAUCACAUCAAGUUCAACCUUCCAAUGGCCUGGACUACAACUAUGCUCGCAUGGAGUUACAUCGAAUUUGAAGAUGCGUAUAUUGAUGCAGGGGAAGACAAAAACACCAGGGACCUUUUAAAAUGGAAUUGUGACUAUUUCAUAAAGUGUCAUCCCAGUCCUGAUGUGUUUUAUUAUCAGGUCGGCAAUCCUAGUAUUGAUCACAGUCAAUGGAAUCGACCAGAAAACAUUUCAUCAACACGACCAUCAUACCGAAUAGAGGACUCUGGUGCUGACGUUGCAGGUGAAACAGCAGCUGCUUUGGCUGGAUGCGCCAAAGUUUUCGAACAUUUCGAUACAAACUACGCGUCAGAGUGUGAACAUAAAGCAAAGUCUCUCUUCAUGUUUACACUAAACCAUCCAGGACUGUAUCCCCCAACUAUAUAUUACAAAUCAAACGGGGCCUGGGACGAGGUUGCAUGGGCCGCCAUCUGGUUAUACUGGUUGACCGGCGACGAGUGUUACCGACAAGAGGCAGUUAGCUUAUACGACUCGAAAAAACUGCACGGGAAGUCUUACGCAUACGGAUGGAACGACAAGCGAGAGGGACUCAAGCUUCUAAUGGGCCACAUUCACAAAGAUAUUGAUAAAGACCUUAAAAAGAAAUACUGGGGCCAUUUCAAAACAUACAUGAAUGGUUGGCUGCCGGGUGGAACUGUGACUUACACGCCUAAAGGUCUUGCAUGCAGGGAUGCAUGGGGUUCUCUGCGAUGGGCUGCCUACAACACGUUAAGACGAGAGUUAAUCCCCGUACAUUAUUCUUUCCAACCAACUGUUGAUAAAUUUGAAAUGCUUGUACGAUACAAUAAUAUUCUACGAUAUUCUACGAAAUAUUUCUCCUGUCCCGUGAUCACCGAGAGAUGCACUAACUCCAACAGUUUCAACUAUGAUGGUCCGAAUCAUCACCUACUGCGCGGGGCUAUGGUAGGAGGUCCAAACUGUUCAGAUGGUUGGAAGGACAACCGCAAAGACUACGUUAAGAAUGAGGUGGCGUGUGACUACAACGCAGGUUUCCAAACCCUCGUAGCAGGUACUUAUAUAUAG
Saccoglossus kowalevskii is the source of this 1656-nucleotide messenger RNA. RefSeq lists its product as uncharacterized. Gene Ontology annotation, molecular function: hydrolase activity, hydrolyzing O-glycosyl compounds. Lineage: Eukaryota; Metazoa; Hemichordata; Enteropneusta; Harrimaniidae. The record is from RefSeq and is a predicted model, not a curated record. Gene Ontology annotation, biological process: carbohydrate metabolic process.